Molecule: messenger RNA, 237 nt
Organism: Plasmopara halstedii
Lineage: Eukaryota; Oomycota; Peronosporomycetes; Peronosporales; Peronosporaceae
Exons: 3
Coding region: 1-237 (78 amino acids)
Source: RefSeq, a predicted model, not a curated record
AUGUUAACCUUACUCCCGCAGUUGCAGGAUGUGCCUUGGAUUGAUCACGUGGAUUGGCACAUUGGCUAUGUCUUUGACAACAAUCUCUUAGCAAGAACUGUCGAGGGGGUCACAGGAGCUAGCUUAUUUGGCGACAACGAGUUCAUUAAGAGAUGUGCGGUCAUGCAACGAUCGUGGCUGCAAAAAGCUGUAGUAGAGCGCUUUGUGUGUGUCUUGGAUUCUCGCGUGGGCUCAUAG